Brassica napus (rape) is the source of this 1475-nucleotide messenger RNA. RefSeq names its product ankyrin repeat domain-containing protein 2A-like. Gene Ontology annotation, cellular component: chloroplast outer membrane. Lineage: Eukaryota; Viridiplantae; Streptophyta; Magnoliopsida; Brassicales; Brassicaceae. The transcript is spliced from 9 exons. Gene Ontology annotation, biological process: protein targeting to chloroplast. The record is from RefSeq and is a predicted model, not a curated record. Bases 214 to 1254 code for a protein of 346 amino acids. Gene Ontology annotation, molecular function: chloroplast targeting sequence receptor activity; protein binding.
UUUCAAUAAAAACCAGUGGCUGUUGUGUCUCGUCUUCUUCCCAAUCCAAUCCAUUACAGCUGACAGUAUAAAAUAUUAUUUUAUUUAAAAUGAAAAAAAAAAUUGAUUAUCUGUAGUUUUCGUCUUGCCACCACAACGUUGUCUUCUCGGGUUAAUCUCUUCUUCUUCUGGUUUUUACUCGCGUCUCUUUGAUUGGGUUUAAAGUUUGAUUUAAUGGCUUCAAAUCCAGAUAAAAAUCCGCCGCCACCUUCAGAUGAGAAAACCGAAACAAAGAGUCCUAAACCGGAAUCAGGAGGAGCCUCAGGGAGCUCACCUUCAGCAGCUAACCCUGCUAUGAAUUUCAAUGCUUUUGAUUUCUCUAACAUGGCUAGUAUCCUCAACGAUCCAAGCAUCAGAGAAUUGGCUGAGCAGAUAGCUAAAGAUCCUGCCUUUAACAAAUUAGCUGAGCAGCUUCAGAGCUCCAUCCCAAACGCAGCUGAGGGAGGAGGAGCAGCAGGCUUCCCUAACAUUGAUCCACAGCAGUAUGUGAGCACGAUGCAGCAGGUUAUGCAUAACCCAGAGUUUCAGACCAUGGCUGAGCGACUUGGUAACGCCUUAGUGAAGGAUCCACAAAUGUCUCCCUUUUUGGAUGCUUUCUCAAACCCUGAAACUGCGGAGCAUUUUACUGAGCGUAUGGCGAGGAUGAAAGAAGAUCCGGAGUUGAAGCCUAUACUUGAUGAGAUUGAUGCUGGUGGUCCUUCUGCCAUGAUGAAGUACUGGAAUGAUAAAGAUGUGCUGAAAAAGCUUGGUGAAGCAAUGGGUAUGCCUGUUGGGGGCUUGCCAGACCAGGCUGCUUCUGUUGAACCCGAGGUAGCUGAAGAAGAAGGUGAAGAAGAGGAAGAGUCUAUUGUUCAUCAAACUGCUAGUCUUGGUGAUGUUGAGGGGUUGAAAACCGCUUUGGAAGCUGGUGGUAACAAAGAUGAAGAAGACUCUGAAGGAAGGACAGCGUUGCAUUUUGCUUGUGGAUACGGCGAGUUGAAAUGUGCUCAAGUUCUUAUCGAUGCUGGAGCAAGUGUUAACGCGGUUGACAAGAACAAGAACACACCUCUGCAUUACGCUGCUGGAUACGGGAGGAAAGAGUGUGUUAGCCUUCUCCUGGAGAAUGGUGCAGCAGUGACUCUGCAAAACCUAGACGAGAAGACGCCCAUCGAUGUGGCCAAGCUCAACAACCAGCUCGAGGUGGUGAAGCUGCUCGAGAAGGAUGCUUUCCUUUGAAGCUUGGGUCCAAAGGAAGGUCUUAAGAUGAUGCUGUCUUUGAAGGAUUUGUCUUUGUGUUGUGACUUGAACCAAUUUCACAAGCUUUUGUAUACUCCCUUAUCUUAUUUAUCUGUGUUUUUAUUUGUCUCUCUCGUUCUAAAUUUGUCUCUUAUGGUGUUUUUGAAUUUCAUUAGAAGUCAAUAAAGAAAGAAAGAAAGAGCAAUCGAUGUUUUCAUUUA